AUGGUGGAUAUUCCUCCUCCUCCUUCUUCUUCUUCUUCUUCUUCUGUGUUCGACAUCGAGGUUCAGGCGACGUUUAUCAUCGUCGAGAGGAAUCCCGGCGCCGGAGACGAACCAUUUGUCGAAUCCGGGAGGAUUAUUUCUCAAGUGAUCCACGAGUUUCCUCUCGAUGACUUGAUUAACGACGGAAACGAUGCCGUCUUAGACAUGCUUAACUCCAUGUGCAUCCCGGUUCAACCGUCGAUGGUGGAAGAUAUAGCCGCCGCCGCUUCUCGUUUGGCGGCGGACGCUAGGGAUAGAGACGGAAAGGUUUUGAGAAUGCAAGUUGCGAUUGAGGCUGUGGUAGAAGAAGUUCCCGACUUCGGGAGUGGUGAUGCGGAUAUCGAUGAUAGUGACGACGAAGGGGUGGUGGCCAUGACAGCGGAAGAGGUGGCGGGGAGUCUGGGGAAGACGGUGGUGGAUGCGGCGGGGAAGGAGUGUCCGAUUUGUUUGGAAGAUUUAGUGGUGGGUGGGGAAGCGGCCUGCGUGCCUUGCUCGCAUGCUUUUCAUGAAGUCUGCAUUAUUACAUGGCUGAAGAAGAAGAAUCGCUGCCCUUGUUGUCGUUUUGAUCUAUCUAACAUGAAUGAAGUGUAGGAGUUUUAAUUAUUUCAAGAAUCUGCUGUCUCCUUUUUUUUUAAUUAUAUUAAUUCCCAAAAAAAAUAUGAAUUAGUUUUUCCAAUUGUAGUUUCAUAAAUAUUGAGUAUUAUUGUACCUUCGUUGA
Messenger RNA from Hibiscus syriacus, 757 nucleotides. RefSeq names its product E3 ubiquitin-protein ligase SIRP1-like. Lineage: Eukaryota; Viridiplantae; Streptophyta; Magnoliopsida; Malvales; Malvaceae. The record is from RefSeq and is a predicted model, not a curated record. The transcript has 3 exons. Bases 1 to 630 code for a protein of 209 amino acids.